Molecule: messenger RNA, 1107 nt
Organism: Trichoplax adhaerens
Lineage: Eukaryota; Metazoa; Placozoa; Uniplacotomia; Trichoplacea; Trichoplacidae
Exons: 2
Coding region: 1-1107 (368 amino acids)
Biological process (GO): G protein-coupled receptor signaling pathway
Cellular component (GO): membrane
Molecular function (GO): G protein-coupled receptor activity
Source: RefSeq, a predicted model, not a curated record
AUGGAAGGUUCUAUUAAAAAUUAUACAACAUCAUGGCCAUCUAUGAACGCAACGGCUGAGACGGUCAUUGAUAACAAGCCUAAUGUGUUUAUUAUGGUUCUAAGUGCUUUGUAUGGAGCUGUUUGCUUACUUUCCCUUAUUGGCAAUAGUAUCAUAUGUGCUGUAAUCAUUAAUAGAGGAGUUCAAAAAUCUAACAUAUAUAAAUUGUUACUCAAUCUAUCCUUGGCUGAUUUACUGAUAACUGUUACUAUGCCAUUUUAUGUGGCCUCCACAUUAAUGGGCCAUUUCAUCUUUGGAAUGCUGAUGUGCAAACUUACUUUUGGCUUGAGCCAUUUAGGGUUACGUGUAUCUAUGCUAAUAUUAGCAUUAAUUAGUUAUGAUCGUUAUCGAGCUCUUGUUGGUAAACGUUGGCAAGGUAUGUCAUCAUUUACUAUUAAUUUGUUAAUCCUACUGAUUUGGUUAAUCAGCAUUGGCGUUGUUAUACCUCAGUGGAUGCAUUUAACAGUCAAUAAGUUUGAUGGCUUGGAUUACUGCCAAGAAGACUGGCCUAUAGACACCUAUCGUACUACUUAUAUCAUCUGUUUAUUCGUUAUUUUAUCCGUUAUCCCUUUAAUAUUUAUAGUCGUUUGCCAUGCCAAAAUUGCCACUCAUUUUAACAAGCUAAUAGAAGAUCAGACAUUACAGGCUGCUGCUACACAUCGGCAACGAGUCAUUAAAAUGCUUGCUUUAGUGGCUGUAUUCUUUAUUCUUUGCUACUUCCCCUAUCAAAUAUUUUAUGUCAUCGUUUUAUUCCCCAAUAUCGGUAUUGAUUAUCGAAGUGCAGUUUUUGUAGCUGCUAUAUUACGUUUUAUAAUCAACAUGCAUUCUUGUGUUAAUCCUAUUAUUUAUGGAUUAUUUAGUACAAAGAUGCGUGAUGAUAUCAAAAGAUUAACUAUUAAAUCAGCAAGAUCAUCAACACAGUUGUCUCUAUCCAAAGCUAGUUUUGAUAGUCGCUUUUCAAAAUCUUCAUCAACAUGUCCAUUAGGCAAAAAAAAGCCUAUUCUAACUGAUCUGCUUAAUGUAAUACGAGUAUAUAACUCCGUUAUGAGAUUAAAGGAGAAGAAAUAA